Messenger RNA from Durio zibethinus, 896 nucleotides. Its product is annotated as auxin-repressed 12.5 kDa protein-like. The record is from RefSeq and is a predicted model, not a curated record. Lineage: Eukaryota; Viridiplantae; Streptophyta; Magnoliopsida; Malvales; Malvaceae.
GCACCACCAAAAAACAUACCAGAGAAGAGAAAUCAGAAAAGAGAUAAUAAUCAAGAAAAAAAGGAAAAAAAUGGUUCUGCUAGAGAAACUGUGGGAUGAUGUAAUAGCUGGGCCUCAACCCGAACUUGGUCUUGGCAGGCUUAGGAAGAUCACCACCCAGCCCUUGGCCAUCAAAGAUGAAGGAGAGGGGAGCAAGUACCAGAGAUCGCUGUCGAUGAAUGCGACUCCAGGGACUCCAGUGACACCUGUGACACCUACGACACCAACGACACCGGUGUCAGCUCGUAGGGAGAACGUAUGGAGGAGCGUGUUCCAUCCAGGUAGCAACCUUGCUACCAAAAGUAUUGGUGCCGAGGUUUUCGACAAGCCACAGCCUAACUCUCCUACUGUCUAUGACUGCAACCAAACGGAGACUCAGAGACAGAGCAGGAAGGAAAACUUGGCUAUCUGUUUGGUAGCUGCGUGGAAAUAAUUCUUUUGAUCAGUAAUACACUCUUACACUCAUUUGGCUUUACAGCGGGGAGACCAGGAGCAAGCAUCAUCGCUGAUUGGGUUGUGACCGAGAGGCGGCUAGCAACCUUGCAGAAGGUUGCUCCGGUGAACCACAUGUUGCAUGUAAAUAGCGUCUUUGCAAUUGUCAAUGUCCCAUGUGUCUUUGUUUUGAGAUAUCUCAAGUAGAUGUUAAAGAGCUGACUAAAACUUUAGUUAGCCCUUCUUUUUUAUAAGUAAUGAUGCUGCUAAGGGUGUGGUGGAAGAAUUUGCACUAAACGCUAUAGCCUACGGUGGUUGACGAUCCUUUUUCAAUCAAGAUCCGGCCGUGAGCGGCGGCGAUAUUAAAUUAAUAAAUAAAUGUAAUGGUAUUGUAUGAUGUGCAUAAGUAUGUAAUUUUAAUUUAA